Molecule: messenger RNA, 7566 nt
Organism: Pseudoliparis swirei
Lineage: Eukaryota; Metazoa; Chordata; Actinopteri; Perciformes; Liparidae
Gene: sptan1
Product: spectrin alpha, non-erythrocytic 1
Exons: 55
Coding region: 153-7406 (2417 amino acids)
Biological process (GO): actin cytoskeleton organization
Cellular component (GO): cell projection; cell junction; plasma membrane
Molecular function (GO): calcium ion binding; actin filament binding
Source: RefSeq, a predicted model, not a curated record
GGAGGACCUCAGACCCCACAGAGGCUUUAGGACUACAGACGUACUUCAGCCCUUAUGGACUCUGACUCGGUCCGAUCCUCUAGGACCCAGGAGAACCUGAAGCUCUGGACUACAGCCGUCUGAAGUUGGUGGUCAUCGCCCCACCACAGAACAUGGACACCUCUGGUAAAGUUCUGGAGACGGCCGAGGACAUCCAGGAGCGCCGCCAGCAGGUGCUGGACCGCUACCGGCGCUUCAAGGAGCUGUCCGUGGUGCGGCGCACCAAGCUGGAGGACUCGUACCGCUUCCAGUUCUUCCGCCGCGACGCCGACGAGCUGGAGAAAUGGAUCCAGGAGAAGCUGCAGAUCGCUUCUGAUGAGAACUACAAGGACCCCUCCAACCUGCAGGGGAAGCUGCAGAAGCACCAGGCCUUUGAAGCUGAGGUCCAGGCCAACGCCGGAGCCAUCAUCAAACUGGACGAGACCGGCCAGCUGAUGAUGAGCGAGGGGCACUUCUCCUCCGAGACCAUCCGGACCCGUCUGGAGGAGCUCCACCGCCUGUGGGACCUCCUGCUGCUGAGGACCCGGGAGAAGGGGACCCGGCUGCUGCAGGCCCAGAAGCUGGUCCAGUACCUGAGGGAGUGUGAGGACGCUCUGGGCUGGAUCAGUGACAAGGAGGCCAUGGCCUCCUCCGAGGAGCUGGGCCAGGACCUGGAGCACGUGGAGCUGCUGCAGAAGAAGUUCGAGGAGUUCCAGACAGACCUGGCGGCCCACGAGGAGCGCGUGAAUGAGGUGAACCAGCUGGCGGCGCGGCUCGCCCAGGAGGCUCACCCUGAGGGCGAGCUCAUCCUCCGCAAGCAGGACGAGGUGAACGCCGCCUGGCAGCGCCUCAAGGGCCUCGCCCAGCAGAGGCAGGGCAAGCUGUUCGGGGCGGCCGAGGUGCAGCGCUUCAACAGGGACGUGGAUGAGACCAUCAGCUGGAUCAAGGAGAAGGAGCAGCUCAUGGCCUCCGAUGACUUUGGGAGGGACCUGGCCAGCGUGCAGGCUCUGCUGCGCAAGCACGAGGGUCUGGAGAGGGACCUGGCGGCCCUGGAGGACAAGGUGAACACCCUGGGAGGAGACGCGGAGCGGCUGCAGCAGACUCAUCCUCACAACGCGGCUCAGAUCCACCUGAAGAAAGACGAGCUGGUGGCCAACUGGGAGCAGAUCCGCACGCUGGCGGCGGAGCGCCACGCCCACCUCAACGACUCCUACAGGCUGCAGCGCUUCACCGCUGACUUCAGGGACCUGACCAGCUGGGUGACGGAGAUGAAGGCUCUGAUCAACGCUGACGAGCUGGCCAACGACGUGGCCGGAGCCGAGGCUCUGCUGGACCGGCACCAGGAGCACAAGGGAGAGAUCGAUGCUCACGAAGACUCCUUCAGAGCCACGGACGAAGCCGGCCACGCCCUGCUGAGCACCGGCCACUACGCCUCGGACGAGGUGAAGGACAAGCUGGGCGUGCUCUCCCAGGAGAAGGAGGCGCUGCUGCGGCUGUGGGAGGAGCGCCGGCAGCAGUACGAGCAGUGCAUGGACCUGCAGCUCUUCUACAGGGACACGGAGCAGGUGGACAACUGGAUGAGCAAGCAGGAGGCCUUCCUCCUGAACGAGGACCUGGGGGACUCCCUGGACAGCGUGGAGGCUCUGCUGAAGAAGCACGAGGACUUUGAGAAGUCGCUGAGCGCCCAGGAGGAGAAGAUCACGGCUCUGGACGAGUUCGCUACCAAACUUAUCCAGAACAGCCACUACGCCAAAGAGGACGUGGCCACCCGCAGAGACGCUCUGCUGAGCCGGCGUAACGCUCUGCAUGAGCGUGCUCAGACCCGGCGCGCGGCGCUGGAGGACUCGUUCCACCUGCAGCAGUUCUUCAGGGACUCUGAUGAGCUGAAGAGCUGGAUCAACGAGAAGAUGAAGACGGCCACGGACGAGGCCUACAAGGACCCGUCCAACCUGCAGGGCAAGGUGCAGAAGCACCAGGCCUUCGAGGCCGAGCUGUCGGCCAAUCAGAGCCGCAUCGACGCUCUGCAGAAGUCCGGCCAGGAGCUGCUGGACGGGAAGCACUACGCCUCCUCGGAGGUGGCCGAGCGCAUGGAGGAGGUGGGCUCCCAGUGGAAGAAGCUGCUGGAGGCCACGGAGCUCAAAGGCAUCAAGCUGCGGGAGGCCAACCAGCAGCAACAGUUCAACAGGAACGUGGAGGACAUCGAGCUGUGGCUGUACGAGGUGGAGGGCCACCUGGCCUCAGACGACUACGGCAAAGACCUGACCAGCGUCCAGAACCUGCAGAAGAAGCACGCGCUGCUGGAGGCCGACGUGGCUGCUCACCAGGACCGCAUCGAUGGCAUCACCAUCCAGGCUCGCCAGUUCCAGGAGGCCGGACACUUUGACGCCGACAACAUCCGCAAGAAGCAGGAGUCUCUGGUGCUGCGGUACGACGCCCUGAGGGAGCCCAUGGCGGCGCGCAAGCAGAAGCUGUCCGACUCCCUGAGGCUGCAGCAGCUGUUCAGAGACGUGGAGGACGAGGAGACCUGGAUCAGGGAGAAGGAGCCCAUCGCUGCCUCCACCAACAGAGGCAAAGACCUCAUCGGGGUCCAGAACCUGCUGAAGAAGCACCAGGCGCUGCAGGCGGAGAUCACCGGACACGACCCCCGCAUCAAGGCUGUGACCCAGAAGGGAGAGGCCAUGGUGGAGGAAGGCCACUUUGCUGGCGAGGAGGUGCAGCUGAAGCUGGGGGAGCUGCACGGCCGCUGGGCCUCCCUGAAGGCCAAGGCGGGCCAGCGGCGGCAGGACCUGGAGGACUCGCUGCAGGCCCAGCAGUACUUUGCCGACGCCAACGAGGCCGAGUCCUGGAUGAGGGAGAAGGAGCCCAUCGUGGGGAGCCCGGACUACGGCAAGGACGAGGACUCCGCCGAGGCGCUGCUGAAGAAGCACGAGGCCCUGAUGUCGGACCUGAGCGCCUACGGCAGCAGCAUCCACGGGCUGAAGGAGCAGGCCCAGUCCUGCAGGCAGCAGGUGGCGCCCACGGACGACGAGACGGGCAAGGAGCUGGUCCUGGCCCUGUACGACUACCAGGAGAAGAGUCCCCGCGAGGUCACCAUGAAGAAGGGGGACGUCCUCACGCUGCUCAACAGCACCAACAAGGACUGGUGGAAGGUGGAGGUGAACGACCGGCAGGGCUUCGUUCCUGCUGCCUACGUGAAGAAGCUGGACCCGACCCAGUCCUCGUCCAGGGAGAACCUGCUGGACGAGCACGGCAGCAUCGCCCUGCGCCAGGACCAGAUCCAGAGCCAGCUGCUCCUCAAGGAGGUCUGCAGCGUGUCUGUGCGCAUGAAGCAGGUUGAAGAGCUGUAUGGGGCUCUGCUGGAGUCGGGGGACAAGAGGAAGGACAUGCUGGAGAAGAGCUGCAAGAAGUUCAUGUUGUUCCGGGAAGCCAGCGAGCUGCAGCAGUGGAUCCACGAGAAGGAGAACACGCUCACCAACGAGGAGCUUGGCUCCGACCUGGAGCAGGUGGAGGUGCUGCAGAAGAAGUUUGACGACUUCCAGAAGGACCUGAAGGCCAACGAGUCUCGCCUGAGGGACAUCAACAAGGUGGCGUCUGAGCUGGAGUCUGAGGGCCUGAUGGCGGAGGAGGCCCCGAUGGUCCAGGCCCAGCAGCAGCAGCAGGUGCAGGGAGCUGCUCCUGGACAGGAUGAAGCCGACCGCAACACGCCGUCUCCAUGGAAGAACAUACGUCUGGCUGUUCAAACUACGGCCAACUUUAAUACCAUCAAGGAGCUCAACAACCGCUGGAGGUCUCUGCAGCAGCUCGCUGAGGACCGGAGCAACAUGCUGGGGAGCGCCCACGAGGUGCAGAGGUUCCACAGGGAUGCUGAUGAGACCAAGGAGUGGAUCGAGGAGAAGAACCAGGCGCUCAACACGGACAACUACGGCCACGACCUGGCGAGUGUCCAGGCCCUGCAGCGCAAACACGAGGGCUUUGAGAGAGACCUGGCGGCGCUGGGGGACAAGGUGAACUCUCUGGGGGAGACGGCGGAGCGUCUGAUCCAGUCCCACCCGGAGGCCGUGGAUGACAUCCAGGAGAAGUGCACGGAGCUGAACACGGCGUGGAGCAGCCUGGUGGGCCGGGCCGACCAGCGCAAGGACAAGCUGGGCAGCUCCCACGACCUGCAGCGCUUCCUGUCUGACUUCAGAGACCUGAUGUCCUGGAUCAACGGCAUCCGAGGCCUGGUGUCCUCGGAGGAGCUGGCCAAGGACGUGACGGGGGCCGAGGCGCUGCUGGAGAGACACCAGGAGCACCGCACCGAGAUCGACGCCCGCGCCGGGACCUUCCAGGCCUUCGAGCAGUUCGGCCAGCAGCUGCUGCUGCGGGGCCACUACGCCAGCCCCGAGGUGCAGCAGCAGCUGGAGGCCCUGGACCGGGAGAGGGCCGGCCUGGAGAAGGCCUGGGUGCAGCGCCGCAUGAUGCUGGACCAGUGCCUGGAGCUGCAGCUCUUCAACAGGGACUGCGAGCAGGCGGAGAACUGGAUGGCGGCGCGCGAGGCCUUCCUGGCGAGCGACGACAAGGGGGACAGCCUGGACAGCGUGGAGGCGCUCAUCAAGAAGCACGAGGACUUCGACAAGGCCAUCAACGUGCAGGAGGAGAAGAUCGCGGCUCUGCAGUCGUUUGCCGACCAGCUGGUGGGAGCCGAUCACUACGCCAAGCCGGAGAUCUUCAACCGGCGCAACGAAGUCCUCGACAGGUGGCGCCGGCUGAAGGCUCAGAUGAUCGAGAAGCGCUCCAAGCUGGGCGAGUCUCAGACGCUGCAGCAGUUCAGCAGAGACGUGGACGAGAUCGAGGCGUGGAUCAGCGAGAAGCUGCAGACGGCCACGGACGAGUCCUACAAGGACCCCACCAACAUCCAGCUUUCCAAGCUGCUGAGUAAGCACCAGAAGCACCAGGCCUUUGAGGCCGAGCUCCACGCCAACGCAGACCGGAUCCGAGGCGUCAUCGACACGGGGAACACGCUGAUCCAGAGAGGAGCGUGUGCUGGCAGCGAGGACGCCGUCAAGGCGCGCCUCGGGGCCCUAGACGAGCAGUGGCAGUUCCUGGUCCACAAGUCUUCAGAGAAGAGCCACAAACUGAAGGAAGCCAACAAGCAGCAGAACUUCAACACCGGCAUCAAGGACUUUGACUUCUGGCUGUCAGAGGUGGAGGCUCUGCUGGCCUCUGAGGACUACGGGAAGGACCUGGCCUCCGUCAACAACCUGCUGAAGAAGCACCAGCUGCUGGAGGCCGACGUCUCUGCUCACGAGGACCGGCUGAAGGACCUGAACGGCCAGGCCGACAGCCUGAUGGCCGGCACCGCCGUGGACACGGCUCAGGUGAAGGUCAAGCGCGACGCCGUCAACGGGCGCUUCGCCAAGAUCACCAGCAUGGCGGCCGGGCGGCGGGCGCGGCUCAACGAGUCGCACCGGCUGCACCAGUUCUUCAGGGACCUGGACGACGAGGAGUCCUGGAUCAAGGAGAAGAAGCUGCUGGUGAGCUCGGAGGACUACGGCCGAGACCUGACCGGAGUCCAGAACCUGAGGAAGAAGCACAAGAGGCUGGAGGCGGAGCUAGGAGCUCAUGAGCCCGCCAUCCAGGCGGUGCUGGACACGGGGAAGAAGCUCUCUGACGACAACACCAUCGGCCAGGAGGAGAUCCAGCAGAGGCUGGCCCAGUUUGUGGACCACUGGAAGGAACUCAAGGACCUGUCUGGAACCAGGGGCCAGAGGCUGGAGGAGUCCCUGGAGUACCAGCAGUUUGUGGCCAACGUGGAAGAGGAGGAGGCGUGGAUCAACGAGAAGCUGAACCUGGUGGGCAGCGAGGACUACGGGGACACGCUGGCCGCUGUGCAGACACGCACCACCUACACGCAAGAUGGCGUCACGCUAAGCACACGGCUUGUGAUGAUGUCAUCUCUGUGUUCAGGUGAGAAGGAGAACAGCCUGAAGACUGACGACUACGGCCGAGACCUGUCCUCCGUCCAGACCCUGCUCACCAAGCAGGAGACGUUUGACGCGGGGCUGCAGGCCUUCCAGCAGGAGGGCAUCAGCAGCAUCACGGCGCUGCAGGACCAGCUGCUGGCAGCGCAGCACGUGCAGCAGCGCGCGCUGCAGGAGCGCCACGCCGCGCUGCUGCAGCGCUGGAGGCAGCUGCUGGGCGACUCGGCCGCCCGCAGGGAGCGGCUGCUGCAGGCGCAGGAGCACUUCAGGAAGGUGGAGGACUUGUUCCUGACCUUCGCCAAGAAGGCGUCGGCCUUCAACAGCUGGUUCGAGAACGCGGAGGAGGACCUGACGGACCCGGUGCGCUGCAACUCGCUGGAGGAGAUCCGGGCCCUGCGCGAGGCCCACGAGGCCUUCAGGGCCUCGCUGAGCUCGGCGCAGGCCGACUUCGGCCAGCUGGCCGAGCUGGACCGGCAGAUCAAGAGCUACCAGGUGGCCUCCAACCCCUACACCUGGUUCACCAUGGAGGCGCUGGAGGAGACCUGGAGGAACCUGCAGAAGAUCAUCAAGGAGCGAGAGCUGGAGCUGCAGAAGGAGCAACGACGACAAGAGGAGAACGACAAGCUGCGCCAGGAGUUCGCUCAGCACGCCAACGCCUUCCACCAAUGGCUGCAGGAGACACGGACGUAUCUUCUGGACGGGUCGUGUAUGGUGGAAGAAUCUGGAACCCUGGAGUCUCAGCUGGAGGCCACCAAGCGUAAGCACCAGGAGAUCCGCGCCAUGCGCAGCCAGCUGAAGCGGAUCGAGGACCUGGGGGCCGCCAUGGAGGAGGCCCUGAUCCUGGACAACAAGUACACGGAGCACAGCACGGUGGGCCUGGCGCAGCAGUGGGACCAGCUGGACCAGCUGGGCAUGAGGAUGCAGCACAACCUGGAGCAGCAGAUCCAGGCCCGGAACACGACUGGAGUGACGGAGGAGGCGCUGAAGGAGUUCAGCAUGAUGUUCAAGCACUUUGACAAGGAGAAGUCUGGCCGUCUGAACCACCAGGAGUUCAAGUCGUGUCUGCGCUCUCUGGGCUACGACCUGCCGAUGGUGGAGGAGGGAGAACCCGACCCAGAGUUCGAGGCCAUCCUGGACACCGUGGACCCCAACAGGGACGGGAACGUGUCGCUGCAGGAGUACAUGGCCUUCAUGAUCAGCCGCGAGACGGAGAACGUGAAGUCCAGCGAGGAGAUCGAGAGCGCCUUCAGAGCCCUGAGCGCGGAGAACAAGCCCUACGUCACCAAGGAGGAUCUCUACCAGAACCUGAGCCGGGAGCAGGCGGACUACUGCCUGUCCCACAUGAAGCCGUUCCUGGACGGGAAGGGCCGCGAGCUGCCGGCCGCCUUCGACUUCGUGGAGUUCACUCGCUCGCUGUUCGUCAACUGACCCUCGCCCCGGGGACCAAUCGGGACGCGGCGCGCACGCACACACACACGCAGCUCACGUGCAUGACAAGGCAAUAACAAGUAUUUAUGUGGCUUCUAACCGCUCUGUGCUUCAUGUUUCACGCUUUAAGAACUAAUAAACGCUACUGAUUACAACUGGA